AUGGGGCAGCAGGCAAGCUGCUGUCAGGAGGAUGAGUUAGCCGUGGUUCCAAAGGAGGUUGUACACCACAAAUACGAUGAUGAUGAGGCCUCAGGCGGAGAACCAGAUGUUGCAGAUGCCGCGAAUGUCAGCAUCAGUGUGGGCGCUUUUCCUGUUAAAGACAUUGAGAAGGCGUCCCCGAAACCUUCACCAGAGGCAAUGCCACUUGGUCACAUGCUUCAGAAGCCAAUGAGCGGAAGCAGUCGCAUCGAGAAGAUGAGCCAGCUGGAGGUGGACACCGAGAUUGUUCGGGGCAUCUCAUUGCGUGAAAGCCUGAAAAACUUCGGACGACUCUGGCGGUGGUCUCCUCUUGACUUGAAUGAGGAGGAUCGCAAGGAGCUGUGGACCAAAUCGAAGCAUGUCAAGGGCUUUGACAUGUUCCUCUCGCAUACAUGGCUGACAGCAGGCAGAUGGAAGGUCCUGACUCUGCUUAUGCGCACCGGCUGGCAUUUCAUGUUUUUCUCUUGGCUGAUCGGCACAGUGCUGGCAAUGUGUUUGAUCAUGGCCGGGCUGUUGCCCAUGGUGAGCCAUUGGGAAGUCACAGCCCAGUCCUGGACUUCCGAAUGCUCCAUGUCCUUCUGGGUGAUCGGCCUGGGCCUGCUGGGCGGCUUCCUUGGUUUGUUUGGUGCAGUUUAUGCCCCAGACUGUAUCGCUCCCUCGGACAUUUGCUUUCUGGACGUGGUGAGCAUCAGUCAAACAGAUUCGGCGCUCAUGGAGCGAGGCAUCUACGGACUGGGCGGCUUCUUGAAGGUGGCAAAGGAGCUGCGGGUCCUGUGGAGCCCUCCAUACCUCUCAAGGCUGUGGUGUGUCUUCGAGCUUGCAGCCUACCGCACUGCAAACCCGAAUGGGAAGCUUACGCUGAACCCACUAUUCGUGGAAAGUGUGUGCGCGACGAUGGCUUUGGGCAACGUCAUGGGUGCCAUCGUGUUCCAGGUUACGGCACUGAACAAGAUGGAUCAGAUGUUCGUUGUGAGUGCCUACUCAUUGGGCAUGCUGCCGAUGCUGGUAGCAGUCCACGUUAUGCGGGGCGAGUUGCGAUUGAGGCAACAGCUGAUCAAAGGCCUUGCGGAGUUUGACUUGAGCAAUGCCGAAUGCCGCAACGACUUCGACCGAGAGUUUAUCCACGCAGGGAUUGUUCAAUGGUAUGGAAGCAAGGAAGCCUUCACCCAGUACGUGCGAGGGCCAUUGCGAAUGGAGUUGUUGGGCUGCGAGUGGCACCUGCAAGUGCCUUACUCAUAUUUGCUCCUCAUCAGCUUGGGGUCCAUCAGUUCAAGUAUGGAGCAGUUCAUGUCCAUGUGGAUGGGCAACGCGCCAGCAGGGUUACUUUGGAGCUAUCUGCUGGCCAAGACUCUGGCAACCGACGUCAUUUGGCAGCUCAUCAGCCUGAAGCUCGCCAUCACUUUGUGCGACCGGUGGGGGAGGCACCGCUGGCCAGGACCCUUGGAUUUGCUGAAGAGCAUUCUCAUUUACGCAGUCUUCUGCGGGUGCUUCAUGAUCGGGGUCAACAUCGGCUUGGCAGCAUGGACCAGCGGUCUCGCUGAGUCUCUCGGUUGGGCAGCCAUGAACGUUUCGAUUGUGCUGAUCGGGCUUCUAGUGAUGGCGAUCAUGAUGUACAAGAAGAAGAAAGAGUGUGAGGCGCUGCGCCGUGUGACUGAAGUCACGGACGUCGCAGUGAACCGGGCCUCGGAGACCAUACAGCAGCUGGACCAGGACAUCCAGACUGGAUUAGCGCACACAGAGGAGAAAGCCAAGGAGCUGCAAGAACAGAUCAACCCCAAGCUGAAGCAGGCAGGUGACAAAGCAAAAACUUCCAUAUUGGGCGCUGCUUCCUGGGGAGCAAAGACUGCAAUUUGGUUCCAGUCCUUUGGCACAAGCCACCAGCCUGACAGUGAAGAGGAAUCCGAAGCUGCCUCCAGUUCAGCAACUCCAAAGGUAUGCCGAAGCUGCGGCGGCAAAGGCAUCGACUACUUAGGCAACCCGUGCAACGACUGCCCGGCGGGAAAGGGUGAAGCUGCCUCAUCCUCAGCAGGCUAUCCAUCAGCGCCUGUUCAGCCCCCUGCUGCCGCAUCAAUGGCCGAGGCUAGCGCAAGCAGCAACGGCAUGGCGGAGACGGUCAGCGGAAGCCCACAAAAGGAAGAGGAGCAGGCUCGAACUGAUGCGCAGGAACAGGCCAAGAAGGAAGCAGCGGAGAAAGCGCAGAGGGAGGCUGAAGAGAAGGCCAAGAAGCAGGCAGAGGAGGCGGCGCAAAAGGCGGCUGAGGAGAAAGCCGAGAAGGAGGCAGAUGAGGCUGCGCAGAAGGCGGCUGAGGAGAAGGCAGCGCAGCAGGCGGCUGAGGAGAAGGCGAAGAAGGAGGCAGAAGAGGCAGUGCAGAAGGCGGCCGAGGAGAAAGCCAAGAAGGAGGCAGAUGAGGCUGCGCAGAAGGCGGCUGAGGAGAAGGCAGCGCAGCAGGCGGCUGAGGAGAAGGCGAAAAAGGAGGCAGAAGAGGCAGUGCAGAAGGCGGCCGAGGAGAAAGCCAAGAAGGAGGCAGAUGAGGCUGCGCAGAAGGCGGCUGAGGAGAAGGCAAAGGCGGCUCAGGAGAAGGCCAAGAAGGAGGCAGAAGAGGCAGCGCAGAAGGCGGCUGAGAAGGCCAAGAAGGAGGCAGAAGAGGCAGCGCAGAAGGCGGCUGAGGAGGAGGCCAAGAAGGAGGCAGAAGAGGCAGCACAGAAGGCGGCUGAGGAGAAGGCCAAGAAAGAGGCAGAAGAGGCAGCGCAGAAGGCGGCUGAGGAGAAGGCCAAGAAGGAGGCAGAAGAGGCAGCGCAGAAGGCGGCCGAGGAGAAGGCCAAGAAGGAUGCAGAAGAGGCAGCGCAGAAGGCGGCUGAGGAGGAGGCCAAGAAGGAGGCAGCAGAGGCAGCGCAGAAGGCGGGUAAGGAGAAGGCCAAGAAGGAGGCAGAAGAGGCAGCGCAGAAGGCGGCUGAGGAGAAGGCCAAGAAGGAGGCAGAAGAGGCAGCGCAGAAGGCAGCUGAAGAGAAGGCCAAGAAGGAAGCGGAGGAGAAGCCAGUUGGACACGCCGAGCAGAGUGAGCCUGGAAGCGUGCCAGCCGCCAAUGGACAAGGUAGUGAUGUGGAUGCUUUUGCUGACUUGCUGGGCUAACUUGCAGUAGCCUUAACAUGUUAGAACCGAGGCUUUCUUACCAUUUAACAUGCUCGGAUGCUUCAGCGCAACUAUGUUUUCAAGUAAAGGUGUGCGGUGGAAAGCCCUACAUUGCCCGACCCCCACAUGGGGGCUGUACAAAGCACUUGGCAAGAUGCCUACCCGGCAGCCUGCCAUACUAGCAUUGGAUUAGCUGCUUGCACCCAUAUUACGGCUUUCACCGCAUUCUGAUAUCACCA
Messenger RNA from Effrenium voratum, 3407 nucleotides. NCBI's taxonomy places the organism in Eukaryota, Dinophyceae, Suessiales, Symbiodiniaceae. The record is from the annotation of a GenBank genome assembly.